Hippopotamus amphibius kiboko is the source of this 1423-nucleotide messenger RNA. It is a transcript of the gene PIR, whose product is annotated as pirin. The transcript has 10 exons. Gene Ontology annotation, cellular component: nucleus. Gene Ontology annotation, molecular function: quercetin 2,3-dioxygenase activity. Lineage: Eukaryota; Metazoa; Chordata; Mammalia; Artiodactyla; Hippopotamidae. Gene Ontology annotation, biological process: monocyte differentiation. The record is from RefSeq and is a predicted model, not a curated record. Bases 355 to 1227 code for a protein of 290 amino acids.
AUAAAUCGUUUAAAGAAGAGGGUUAGGAAUUGCGGCUAUGGUCCGCAAGCAUUUGAAGUGGAAACGGGAUUGACUAUACUUAUUGUGUGAUAUGCCAUUGAGUAGACUUUUGAAUUGGGGGUAUGGGUGGAUCCUGAAAUAGGGAUAGCAUUGCCAAGGGCACCCCCUGCGUGAGUUUCCUGUACUCUCGAAGAAGACUUCACGAGAAAGCGCAAAGAUUUCUUGCCACUUAAGUUGACCCUGAACUUCGGGGAUGGAUGGGUAUUUGAAUUUGACCCUCAAAGACCCCUUUCAGUGUCAAGGUCUUCGGCAUGUUCAGCUCAGCCUCAGAACACUCUCUUUUUAGUCUUGGACAUGGCGUCGUCCAAGAAGGUUACCCUCUCAGUGCUCAGCCGGGAGCAGUCGGAAGGAGUUGGAGCGCGGGUCCGCAGAAGCAUUGGCAGACCUGAGUUAAAAAAUCUGGAUCCAUUUUUACUGUUUGAUGAAUUUAAAGGCGGUAGACCGGGUGGAUUUCCUGAUCACCCACACCGAGGUUUUGAAACAGUGUCUUACCUCCUGGAAGGGGGCAGCAUGGCCCACGAAGACUUCUGUGGACACACUGGUCAGUUGAACCCAGGAGACCUGCAGUGGAUGACUGCUGGCCGGGGCAUCGUGCAUGCCGAGAUGCCUUGCUCAGAGGAGCCGGUCCAUGGCCUACAACUGUGGGUUAAUUUGAGGAGCUCACAGAAGAUGGUGGAGCCUCGGUACCAGGAACUGAAAAGUAGCGAAAUCCCUAAACCCAGUAAGGAUGGCGUGACCGUUACUGUGAUUUCUGGAGAAGCCCUGGGAGUCAAGUCCAAGAUUUACACUUACACACCAACUUUAUAUUUGGACUUCAAAUUGGACCAAGGAGCAAAGCAUUCCCAGUGUAUUCCUAAAGGGUGGACAAGCUUCAUUUAUACCAUAUCUGGAAAUGUGUAUAUUGGACCUGAUGACGCACAACAGAAAAUAGAACCUCAUCACACAGCUGUGCUGGGGGAAGGUGACAGUGUACAGGUGGAGAACAAGGAUCCUGAGAGAAGCCACUUCAUCCUAAUUGCUGGGGAGCCAUUAGGAGAACCAGUUGUCCGACAUGGUCCAUUCGUGAUGAACACAGAUGAAGAGAUUUCUCAGGCCAUUCUCGAUUUCAGAAAUGCAAAAAACGGCUUUGAAAGAGCCAAAACCUGGAAAUCAAAGAUUGGAAACUAGUGACAAGCACAAGGGCAGGUCUGGCUGCCUUCUAGAGUUUUGCCCUUUGUGGCAUCCACCCGUUCAAUGUGUCCAGUUUCCAAAACUGACUUCACCAGUGCUUCUAAAGAAUUCCACACUCAAGUGAUAACAUAUUUUUUCUAGCAAUGUCUGAGAUAUUUCCUUGCCCAAGCAAAUAAACCUUAUUGUUGCUUCU